GCGGUCAAUGUUUCAAGUUUCCAAGCGUGAUCAGGUCUGUAUCCUAGGAGACACCGUGAAUUACCAGAUUUGGCCGCAGCCCGUGGCCGGGGCUUCUUAAAGAAACCCAGGCGGUUUCCCAAAUUUCCAUUUCUCCCAUCAUCACUCAUCGUCGCUCCCUCCCUCAGUCCGCCUUUCCUUUCUCAAUUAACACUCAUUUAGCGUGAAUUGUCGACAAUGUUCUCCAAGUUUACUCUCGCUCUUACCCUUCCCCUCCUCAUUUCUUCUGCUUUUGCAGGAGACUGUGUGAGGCGUUACACUGUGGCCGAAGGUGAUACUUGCGAUAGCAUCUCCGCUAGCGAAAACGUCUCUACCUAUCAACUCGCUGUUAUCAACGCAGGUUACAUCGACCAACAGUGCAGUAACCUCAAGCCGGGCGACAACAUCUGCCUCGGAUAUGACGGCGAGGACUGCACCACCACCUACGUUGUCAAAGCAAAGGACACUUGCGACGCUAUCACCCAAGCCCACUCAGUCGAUAUCACCACGUUGUUGGCCAACAACCCCCAGAUCAACGACAAUUGUGAUAACAUCUACAUCGGCGAGGUGCUUUGCGUUGCCCCUGAGAUUCGUGUUCCUCCUGCUCCCGUAGGAGCUAGCAAUGUCGUUCCUACCGCUAUCCCUGUUUCUGCCACCCCAGCCAACCCUCCCCCUUCUGGAUCCACUGGAGCCUCGAACCUGGGUGGAAGCAGCGGCGGCGACAACAACAGCAACGAUGAUGACGACGACUCCCUUCCUUUCUGUGACGAGCUCUAAGCUCAUCUUAUUUCACUCUAGACGGCUAUCGGUCGCUGGUCUGGCAGAUGCCAAAUAAGAUGCCUUUCUUUGUCUUGCUUAUCUUUCAGUUGUCGUCUUUGAUAGAUACCCUACCUGUCGUUAUAUAUUAUCCUUUGCAUUUACCUAUGGUGAUUUAUGGGAAAUGUUAUGAUGUUGAACCUUUUGGGCACGAA
Molecule: messenger RNA, 989 nt
Organism: Marasmius oreades (fairy-ring Marasmius)
Lineage: Eukaryota; Fungi; Basidiomycota; Agaricomycetes; Agaricales; Marasmiaceae
Exons: 4
Coding region: 217-795 (192 amino acids)
Source: RefSeq, a predicted model, not a curated record